Monopterus albus (swamp eel) is the source of this 1526-nucleotide messenger RNA. RefSeq names its product coenzyme Q10B (gene coq10b). Gene Ontology annotation, biological process: cellular respiration. Lineage: Eukaryota; Metazoa; Chordata; Actinopteri; Synbranchiformes; Synbranchidae. Bases 59 to 847 code for a protein of 262 amino acids. Gene Ontology annotation, molecular function: ubiquinone binding. Gene Ontology annotation, cellular component: mitochondrion. The transcript is spliced from 5 exons. The record is from RefSeq and is a predicted model, not a curated record.
UGGUAGGCCGCCAUUCGGGGGUCGUAACAUUGUAGGCGGGACGGAUGUGUCGGCUCUGAUGCCUGACUGUCUGUCAAGCAGGUUUAGGAAGAGGCGACAGAAGAGAUUCUUCAAAGAAGGGAAGAUGGCGAGAGGUAGUCGGAGUUUGAGAAAAGUAGCUGAGUGUAUGAAACAGUUAUCUUCGACAGCUAACCGAGAAAUACGGACUAGGAACAACCUAAGCAGAUAUUUGUCGACAUGUGGGAUCCUGAUGACACGAGUGCCACCCCUGCUGGGUGCAGCCACGCCAGGACGCGGUGUCGUUGCGUUGCCUGCACGCAGCUUCUUCAACCUCACCAGUUCCUUGUCCAGGAGGAAGGAGUACUCAGAGAGACGCAUCAUUGGGUAUUCCAUGCAGGAGAUCUAUGAUGUGGUGGCUAGUGUGGAAAACUACCGCCUCUUUGUUCCCUGGUGCAAGAAGUCUGAUGUGGUGUUCCAGCGAUCUGGAUUCUGUAAGGCCAAACUGACCGUGGGCUUUCCUCCUGUGGUCGAGAACUACACCUCUCUGGUUACUACAGUAUCCCCACACCUGGUCAAGGCAUCCUGUUCAGAGGGUAAACUGUUCAACCAUUUGGAGACAGUUUGGCGCUUCAGCCCCGGACUCCCGGGUUACCCUCGUAGCUGCACUGUGGAUUUUGCUAUCUCCUUUGAGUUUCGGUCCCUCCUUCACUCCCACCUCACUCACAUCUUCUUCGACGAGGUGGUGAAGCAGAUGGUUUCUGCAUUUGAUGACCGUGCUGCCAAGGUCUACGGGCCAGAGACUCCGCUCCCCCGUGAGCUCAUGUUCCAUGAGGUUCAUGACACGUAGCGGCACCCCAGCGGCACAAACACAGAAACACAAACACACAAUGCCCAAUGCCAGCGACAGAGAGACAGAUGAGAGAGGAGGCAGUGUACAGAGAAAAGAGAUGACCUGUAUUCUGACUGAAAACUGCAGUGCCUUUCUCACAACAGUGACCACAUUCAUUCCCAGCAACAUCUUAUUUUUAUAACUGAUGUGGAUCCACCAGAUAGUUUUCAACUCGGUGCUAAACAUGUACAGGCUUGUUUCCACCUCAGUUUUUGCCUUUAGUCACUUCCAUUAUCAGAACUUCACAUGUAAUCUGUGCCGGUUUGUGAAACUGAGUUCACAGGUUACGAGUGUGAGGUGAGACUAUGGCCUAGCAGUACCAUCGGUCAUGACAGGUCAGCAACUACGUCAUCACAUCUGUAAACAUCAGCUGCACUCAAUAGCUCACUGCGCUGUUCUAACCACCGCCAGUCUACGAUCAGUGCAACGCACAAACCUAACAAGUUGCUGUACAGCAAAUGUCUUUCUAUCAGGACCAGUGGUCAGGUGUGCUGUGGUACAGAUGUAGAGGUGUUUCCUUCCUGUGAUGCUCUCUGCUGGUGCAGCUUGUUUCCAGUUCUACGCGUUCCUGUUGCUGCUGAACUUUGUUUCAUACAUUCUGUCACCAAGUCAUAAGGCAGUAAACAGCUUCAGUAAA